Malus domestica (apple) is the source of this 1705-nucleotide messenger RNA. Lineage: Eukaryota; Viridiplantae; Streptophyta; Magnoliopsida; Rosales; Rosaceae. The record is from RefSeq and is a predicted model, not a curated record.
CACUGCGAGUGAGCUUGUUCAGUUGAGCUGGACGACGACGAAGCGAGCGAUCUGUGGCUUCCAGAUCCAUAUCCAUUCACCGACACACAGGCAAAACGAAAAAAGAUGAAGGAAAAGAUGAGCUAUGGCGUUUGGCGAAGGAGGCGGGUGUCCGUCGGAUCAAUUCUGAUAGUCUGUGCGUUGUGUGCUGGAGCGGGGCUGUUGAUGCUCAACUUACGACAAGUCGAUCCUCCGACGAGCCCCGAUUUCUAUAUGCAGAUUGGAAAUUUGGAUUCGGAGUCUGAAAACGGCGGCGGAGUUGAGCUGGAGACGGAGCCGCAGAGCAAGAGUAAGCGUAAUUCGAGCUCGUGCGCGACGGUGGAGGAGAUGGGAAAGGAGUUCGAAGGAGGAGGGUUUUGGGAGGAGAGUCUCAGAGUCAGGAAGUUUAUUCAGCAUCACUUUGACUUGAAUGGUGCUUCCAGGGGGAAAAUUCCCUUUUGAGGAUUACAUUUCCUAUUCCAAUUUUUCCUUUACCAUCAGAGAAAUUAAGCAUCUUUGGAGACUUAAUAAAUGUGCAAACAAGUAUGGAAGGCAACUGGUUAUGAGAAGUGAUGACUUUGAGAAGCCAGCACAGACCAAUGUUCUUUGUAGCAACUGGAUAGAAUGGAAGCAACCCAUUAUAUGGUUCCAAGGGACGAAUGAUGCUGUGGCAGCCCAGUUUUUCUUGAAGAAUAUCCACCCUGGGAUGAGGAAUGCUGCUUCUACUUUAUUUGGGAAGCCAGAGGAUCUCCAUUCUCGGCCUAAUGUAUUUGGGGAGCUGAUGAGAGUGCUUAUAACCCCUUCUGUGGAUGUUCAGGAAGCAGUCAAUUGGGUUCUUGGUGGAGCGGAACCUGAUAUUUCACUGCACAUGCGAAUGCUCAUGAAUAAGUCUGUGAGAGCUGCACAGGCAGCAUUGAAUUGCAUAAAAAAAUCCAUGCACAAUCUUGGCAAGUCCCCAAGACCUAGGGUGGUGCUAGUGUCAGAUAAUCCCUCUCUUGUGAAAAGUAUUACUCCAAAUAUAAGUAAAUUUGCAGAGGUUAUUCAUUUUGAUUAUGAACUAUUCAAAGGAAAUAUAUCCGAUGGCCGUAAAGGAUUGCACAGUUUAGAUUUUAGAGUGAAGGAUUGGGGUCCAGCACCUAGAUGGGUUGCUUUUGUGGACUUCUUUCUUGCAUCGCGUGCAAAACAUGCUGUUGUCUCCGGGGCUCACAGGCGUGUUGGGACUACCUAUGCUCAGUUAAUUGCGGCACUGGCUGCAGCAAACAAUCUUGGCAACGACCCAACCGGUUCAAGUUUUGCAUUCUUAAGCAGCUUCCAAGGUGAUUUGUUGAGAGAAGGUCUAAGGUUUCAGAUCGGUUGGGGGCAUGUGUGGAACAGAUUUGCUGGUCCACUCAGUUGCCAUAGCCAGCCCAAUCAGUGUGCUUUCACGCCACUUCUCCCUCCGGCUUGGUGGGAUGGUCUUUGGCAAUCCCCGCUUCCUAGGGAUAUCAAGAGGCUGGCGGAGUACGGGAUUGAGUUAUCCGGUUUUGGCACGAUCGACGAAAAUCAUCUUCGGUCUUUUUGUAGUUCAAGGAAGGUGGUUGUGAAAACUAUUCCGUUCCUUUUGUAGUAGUUAUCAUUCAUUUCGUUCAUGCACAUUACACGUUAUUUCUCUUAUUAUUCUACUUCUAGCAAGCACCUCUUGGUCGAA